AUGUCUUCGUCUGCGAUCCACAAUCAGAAUCGAUUCAUCCUAUCAAAGGAGAUGACAGUGAUGGUCUUUAAAUUUCUUUUGCUCGGAAAUGCGAGAGCUGCUCUUGCACAGUGCUCACGCGUAUCCAAGUCUUGGCACACGAUCGCUAUCACCGUCUUAUGGGCUCAUAUCAAUCUUGACUGGUUCCGAUCACUUGUGAGGUUCGAGCGCACUGCCGAUGGUAUUUAUGAGUCAACUUUGAGCACCAUUGGUGAUCCUACGCCUGGUAACUGGGACCUCUUCUCCAAGUUCGCGAAGGAGACGACGUCCCUCGAUUUCUCGUGGAAGGGAAGGCUCUGCGACCUGGACAUAUCUUUCCUCGACGAACUGGCAUAUUUUCGUGACGACCAGCCCAUUUUCCCCAAACUCAAUUCUCUCAGAACAGGAAUCAAAUCCUUCGUCAUAUCAUUAUAUCCUCGCAGCCUCACAAAGCUUUCUCUCAACUUUGGCUUUCUUCCCGUCGACGAUUACAUCCUCCAUCGUGCUUCCCGAUCCCUAUCAUUUGCCGGUCAUCGCUUCCAAAAUCUCACCACUCUCGACAUUCGGUCGACUACUGUUCUCGAACAUCCAUCGUUCGCUAGCGCGCUUGAGGAUUGUCUGAUGCAGUGGGAUAGCCUCAUCGAAUUUUGCUGUCCCUUAUAUUUUUUGAGGGACCAAGAGCUCCGGAUUUUAGGCCGAUACCCUUGUCUGUCACGCGUCACCGUAGACAUAGACGGCGCCCGGAGGGGAUUCUGGAUGAGCGAAGAUCGCAUCCGUACCCAUGAUCGAGUCUACCUAAACUCUCUCGCAUUCAGACAACUCCGUUUUCUUGAGCUCGGAACGACUGGCCUCCCUACCCUAAUAUCUUUUAUAUCGCCCCUCCAUCUCCUCCUUUCCCGACUGGAGAAGUUAUGGGUGCGAGCUCCCUAUCCUCACCAAUGCCAACCCUCCCAACUAUACGACCUACUCGAGCUCUUAUCCGAUCACUCCCCAAACCUUCGUCGGUUAACACUACACCUCUCUGCUUCACAUACGUGGGACCAUAACACCGCCGACGAGAUCGGGGCUGUUGAAUGGCGUCAUCUCCAGCCGCUGACGAGAAUGCGCCUAGAAGUCGUUGAUAUCUCCCACACGUUCCCAUUCCUCAUCACCGAUGCGGAUAUCGGCGAGCUUGCUGAGACCCAACCACAGGCCAUCUCGAUCGCACUGAAUCCACAGCCCGUUUUCGUUCAAUCGAGUAACUUGACGUUUGCCGCUAUAGAGGCAUUUGCACGCUUCUGCCCAAGGUUGCAGACCCUCGCCAUCUAUAUCGAUGCCCAGGCAGUCAUCCCUCAGACUCUUCCAGCGUCACACUUCGAGUCUCUCAAGCAUCUUAGAAUGGGACAUUCGAGUAUACUCGAUGGGAAUAUACAGGACUGCGAGAGCUGGAGACGGCUGGUCGUAUUUUUUUAUCAUAUACUCCCCGCCACAACUAAAAUCUGGUCGACCUACUAUGAUAGGGAGCGGGAUAUAUUGGAUGGUUUCACGUUUAUUGGUCAACCUCAUCAUCCAUACGACCUCUACACGUACGGUAGACGAUGGAAGUAUUUAUUCCUCUGCACUCGCGUCAUACCUCUCGAUAUGGACGAGUAUGAGCGGAUCCACGGAGUCACCCUACCAGCGAACAAGGACAUAUGUUUAGGGGCUCUUACGUGUCUAGCUGGUCUUGCCGUAGUCCAAUGGCUGGGAGGUGCACUCCUGGACGGGAUAUUAUACCCGUCUCUGUCACCUGCAGAGCCUUGA
Molecule: messenger RNA, 1800 nt
Organism: Stereum hirsutum FP-91666 SS1
Lineage: Eukaryota; Fungi; Basidiomycota; Agaricomycetes; Russulales; Stereaceae
Exons: 5
Coding region: 1-1800 (599 amino acids)
Source: RefSeq, a predicted model, not a curated record